Molecule: messenger RNA, 3123 nt
Organism: Penicillium soppii
Lineage: Eukaryota; Fungi; Ascomycota; Eurotiomycetes; Eurotiales; Aspergillaceae
Gene: cym1
Product: pitrilysin family metalloprotease cym1
Exons: 2
Coding region: 1-3123 (1040 amino acids)
Biological process (GO): protein processing
Cellular component (GO): mitochondrial matrix
Molecular function (GO): metal ion binding
Source: RefSeq, a predicted model, not a curated record
AUGUUGCGCUCAUCAAUGCGCUUCGGUACAGCGCGAGUACCUAGCUUGCGACAACCUCUCGGUCGUUCAUUAAAGCCGAGUAUCCUUUCUCGCAAUACUUUGAGAGCUGCUUCGACGGUGACUAACCUGGAUAACUUCCCCAACGUUGGUGAGAAGCUCCAUGGAUUUACUCUUCAUGAAAAGAAGCAUGUUCCGGAACUUCACUUGACAGCUGUUUGGUUGAAACAUGACAAAACAGAUGCCGACUAUAUGCAUGUUGCCCGAGAUGAUAAAAACAAUGUGUUUGGAAUUGGAUUUAAGACAAACCCGCCGGAUGCUACUGGUGUGCCUCACAUUCUGGAACAUACCACGUUAUGUGGUAGUGAAAAGUAUCCCAUUCGAGAUCCCUUUUUCAAGAUGCUUCCUCGCUCCUUAUCAAAUUUCAUGAACGCUUUCACAGCCUCCGAUCACACCACAUACCCCUUUGCCACGACCAACCAGCAAGAUUUCCAAAACCUCCUGUCGGUCUAUCUUGAUGCCACACUGCACCCUCUUCUUAAAGAAUCAGACUUUCGCCAAGAAGGAUGGCGCUUGGGUCCUGAAGAUCCGCGAGCGUUGCAGCCGGUUCCUGGACAAGUUGAGCAAAAUCUUUCCUUGCAGGAUAUUGUGUUCAAGGGUGUGGUCUAUAAUGAGAUGAAGGGUCAAAUCUCGGAUGCAAACUACCUCUAUUACAUUAAGUUCAAGGAAAGCAUCUUCCCUUCGCUCAAUAACUCGGGUGGAGACCCUGAGUAUAUCACCGACCUCACUCACAAGCAAUUGACGGACUUCUCGAAGCGCAACUAUCACCCCAGCAACUCCAAGAUUCUCACAUACGGUGAUAUGCCUCUGGCCGAUCAUCUGCAACAGAUCGGUGCCGUGCUGGAUGGUUUCCAAAAGGGACAAGCCGAUACCGAUAUAAAGCGACCCCUUGACCUCAGCAAGGGCCCAUUGAACGUAAUUGUUCCCGGUCCUAUUGAUACCUUUGCCGACGAAGAUAAGCAGCACAAGACUUCGACCUCUUGGUACAUGGGAGACUCAACCGAUAUCGUGGAAACUUUCUCUGUGGGAAUCGUUUCUUCGCUGCUUCUUGAUGGCUACGGCUCACCUAUGUACCGCGCUCUCGUUGAGAGUGGACUUGGCUCUUCCUUCACACCAAACACUGGCCUUGAUUCCUCCGGCCGAACUCCAAUCUUCUCCGUUGGCCUUAACGGUGUGAGCGAAGCCAAUGCCUCAACUAUCAAAGAUGUGAUCCAGAACUCCUUCCGGGAAUCAGUUUCAGCUGGUUUUAGCAAGGAAAAGGUCCAAGGAUUCCUUCAUCAAUUGGAACUUUCCCUCCGUCACAAGACCGCCAACUUUGGUAUUGGCGUGAUGGAGAAGACUAUCUCGACUUGGCUCAAUGGCUCAAACCCCAUGAAAGAAUUGGCUUGGAAUGAUGUCAUCAAUGAAUUCAAGGCCAGAUACGAGAAGCCUGGUUAUCUCGAGUCUUUGGUGGAAAAAUAUCUGAUCAACGACCAGUGCAUGACCUUUACCAUGGUCGGUACGCCCACUUUUAGCAAAGAGCUUGACGAAAAGGAGGUCGUUCGCAAAGACGCGAAACUUGCUCAGCUUAUCGAGCAGCACGGAUCUGUUGAGAAGGCUGUCACCAAGCUUGGAGAGGAGGAGUUGGAGCUUCUCAAGAUCCAAGAGGAUGCCCACAACGCCGACCUGAGCUGUCUUCCUUCCUUGAGAGUAAAGGAUAUCUCAAGAGAGAAAGAACGCAAGCCUGUGAGGGAGUCCAAGGUCGACGGCACUGACGUCGUUUGGCGCGAAGCCCCUACCAACGGCUUGACUUACUUCCAAGCCCUUAACGACUUUGUAGAUCUCCCCGAUGAUCUUCGGUUGCUCAUGCCUUUGUUCAACGACUGCGUCAUGCGUCUUGGAACCGCAAAUCGAUCCAUGGAGCAGUGGGAAGAUCUUAUCAAGCUGAAGACGGGAGGUAUUUCAACCUCGUCUUUCCUUGUGUCGUCUCCGACACACCUUGACCAAUUCAAGGAAGGUAUGCAGUUCUCUGGAUACGCUAUCGACGAGAACAUUCCCGAGAUGCUGGAAAUGCUCUCGGUUCUUGUUACAGAGACCGACUUCACGAGCCCUGCUGCCCCCGCAAUGAUUCAGGAGCUUCUGCGGAUGACCACCAAUGGAGCCUUGGACGCCAUCGCAGGAACCGGCCACCGAUUUGCCGUCAAUGCUGCGGCUGCCAGCCUUUCCCGCAGUUUCUGGAUCCAGGAGCAGCAGUCUGGUCUUGAGCAACUGCAAGCCACGGCUAACCUGCUCCGGGAUGCGGAGUCUUCCCCCGAGCGUCUCCAGGAGCUCAUCGAAAAGCUCCGCCUCAUUCAGUCAUUUGCCAUCUCUUCGUCUAACCUUCGCGUCCGCAUGGUCUGCGAACCGGAGAGUGCUGCUCGCAAUGAGUCUACUUUGCAAAAGUGGAUUUCCAGACUGCCUCAAACCCAGUCCCCAGUCUCCAACUUGACCACAUCUGCCUUUAAGUCAGCCGACAAGGCCUUCUAUGAUAUGCCAUACAAGGUUUACUACUCUGGACAAGCUACCCAGACCGUGCCAUUCAUCGAUCCAUCCAGUGCUCCUCUCAGCGUCUUGUCCCAACUUCUCACUCACAACUACCUACACCCCGAAAUUCGUGAGAAGGGAGGUGCCUACGGUGCCGGGGCCAGCAAUGGACCCAUCAAGGGUAUCUUCACCUUCAUGAGUUACCGAGACCCUAACCCUUUGAACUCGUUGAAGGUAUUCAAAAACAGUGGUAUCUUUGCCAGAGACCGUGCCUGGUCCGAGCGUGAGAUCGAAGAAGCCAAGCUUGGCAUCUUCCAGGGUCUCGAUGCUCCUGUUAGCGUUGACGAUGAAGGUGCUCGUUAUUUCAUGAGCGGUGUCACCCAUGAAAUGGACCAGCGCUGGAGAGAACAGGUCUUGGAUGUCACUGCCAAGGACGUGAACGCCGCCGCCGAUAAAUUCCUGGUGAAUGCCUCGCGGCAAGCAACUUGCGUUCUCGGCGAGAAGAAAGAUUGGACCGAGUCUGAAUGGGAGGUGCGGAAGCUUUCCAUGGGUGCCGCUACUUAA